This is a messenger RNA of Girardinichthys multiradiatus, 1516 nucleotides long. RefSeq names its product AN1-type zinc finger protein 2A-like. The coding region runs from base 225 to 1052 and encodes 275 amino acids. Lineage: Eukaryota; Metazoa; Chordata; Actinopteri; Cyprinodontiformes; Goodeidae. Gene Ontology annotation, molecular function: zinc ion binding. The record is from RefSeq and is a predicted model, not a curated record. Gene Ontology annotation, biological process: protein targeting to ER; proteasome-mediated ubiquitin-dependent protein catabolic process. The transcript has 10 exons. Gene Ontology annotation, cellular component: cytoplasm; endoplasmic reticulum.
UUGACGUUGGUGGACGGUGCGUGACACAGCUAAACAGACGAGGAGCUUCAUAAGGCAGCGGGUGUCGGGGGUCUGUAGUUAAACUACGGACUCAAACGCGGGAAACAUAUAGAGUUACUUAGACUGUCGGGAAACACUGUGGUUUUCUUUUCACAAGAACGAAGACCGAGAAGAAAUCAGCAUCUGAAUAAAAACCUAGCAUUUGCACCUAAAGACCUUCAAAAAUGGAGUUUCCAGGUUUGGGUGACCACUGCUCUGAGAAGACCUGUAAACGUUUAGAUUUUCUUCCAAUGAGAUGUGAUGCCUGUCAGGAGAUUUUCUGCAAGGAUCACAUCACCUAUGCAAAUCACAAAUGCACAUCAUCCUACAAAAAGGAUGUCCAGGUUCCAGUUUGCCCGUUGUGUAAUACUCCUAUUCCCAUCAAAAGAGGAGAGAUGCCUGACAUUAAAGUCGGAGAACACAUCGAUCGGGACUGCAAAUCGGACCCUGCACAAAGAAAGAGAAAGAUAUUCACAAAUAAAUGUUCUAAAGGUGGCUGUAAACAAAAGGAAAUGAUACGAGUCACCUGCGACCAGUGUCAUUUAAAUUACUGUCUCAAACAUCGACACCCACUAGACCACGAUUGUAAUACUGAUGGGAAGCCUUUUUCCAAAUCUGGACAUGCUGCUGUAAUGAGGUCCCAAGGUGCUUCUUCCUCUUCUGCCUCUAGUUCUCGUUCAUCUGCUUCAGGAAACCCUAGACCUGUUUCUAAUGGUGUAACUGUCAACAACAGAGCUCACAGCUCAGGCUCUGCCCCGCGGAUUCCUACAUCCGUUUCAGCACAGAAUGUAAUACCCCCUUCAGCAUCAAUUCAGGCCGGCAUGACAGAGGAGCAGGCUUUACAAAGAGCACUGGAGAUGUCUUUGGCUGAUUCGAGGCCAACUGCCCAGCUGACCCUCAGCCCUCAGGAGCAGGAGGAUCUGGCUCUCGCUCAGGCUCUUGCUGCCAGCGAAGAAGAGUACAGACGCCAACAACAGAGACAACAGGUACCCGGAAAGCUUAGGCAACAGUAGCAUGCUUACAGGAACACGUGGAAGAGAGACCAAACAGUCCACCUGCUGCCUUUCUUAGUCUUGGAGCUCCAUUUUUGCUCUAAGCAGUGCUAAUUCGUAGCUGGAAAAUGCACUACUUAGAUGUCCAUACCCGGAAUAAAUGAUUGUUCCAUGAAGAAUUACUCUUGAAAGUUGGUGCAAUAUUGCCGCCUUCCACAUAUAAGCACAUAUACUUUUCAGCAAGAUCUGUCAUUUUUAUGAAUUAGUUGUCCGUGUAAAUAUUUUAUAUGCUAAUCAUGAUGAAUCUAUUAUAUUGCCUCAGAUAGAUUUUGAAUAAAUUAAAGGUGCACUUGAAUUUUAACAUAGACCCUUGAUUGUAAUGCACUUCAACUACAGUGCUGAGGGUUGUUAUUAAGGCAGAUCAGGAAGUCCAUCGGAGAAGUGAGGUGGAAUAAAUUUGCCCACGCGUUUAGUGGGAAAUGUCA